Thermothielavioides terrestris NRRL 8126 is the source of this 1926-nucleotide messenger RNA. RefSeq lists its product as uncharacterized. The transcript has 10 exons. Gene Ontology annotation, biological process: transmembrane transport. The coding region runs from base 1 to 1926 and encodes 641 amino acids. NCBI's taxonomy places the organism in Eukaryota, Fungi, Ascomycota, Sordariomycetes, Sordariales, Chaetomiaceae. Gene Ontology annotation, molecular function: purine nucleobase transmembrane transporter activity. Gene Ontology annotation, cellular component: plasma membrane. The record is from RefSeq and is a predicted model, not a curated record.
AUGAUCCGCCGACUCUUCACCCGCUUCAAGCGGCCGGUCUCCAUGCCUCGGGUCGAAAUCGAGGAGAUCGAGAUGCACCCUACGAAUGCCACCAGGAUCACGGAUGAAGAACCCCAGGCUGGUCGCCCGAGUUGGUUUGAACGAUGGGGAAAUGGGAUCAGCAGUUUUAUCCAGCGUGUCAACUAUCGUGCCAGCAAGUCGCCUGUAGGCUUGUUGUUCCGCCUUGGAGGAUGUGGGCACCCCAAGGAAAUCGAAGACACGUGCCUAUCGACCGAGAUACGUGCAGGUCUGACGACGUUCGCCACCAUGGCCUACAUCAUUGCUGUAAAUGCAUCCAUCCUCGCGGAGUCCGGCUAUGGCUGCCCAUGUGAAAAGCCGUAUGACCCGGCGGGCAACUGCGCCAACAUGGCGGAGUGGACCGAAUGCUACAAUGAUGUUAAGCUCGACCUGAUAACCGCCACCAGCGCAGUGGCCGGCGUCUCGAGCAUUUUGUUCGGUCUUCUGGCCAACCUCCCAGUCGCUCUUGCUCCCGGGAUGGGUCUCAAUGCCUACUUCACUUACCAAGUCGUUGGUGCCAAAGGCACGGGACCGAUCAACUACCGCAUCGCCCUCACUGCUGUGUUCAUGGAGGGCUGGAUAUUCAUGUUCCUGGCCCUGACGGGCAUGCGGCAUUGGCUGAUCAAGAUCAUUCCUGGCACCAUCAAGAUCGCAAGCGGCGUGGGGAUCGGCCUGUUCUUGACUCUCAUCGGCAUGUCGUACACUUCAGGGAUCGGCAUCGUCACCGGAGGCAUUGCCACGCCGCUCGCCCUGGCAGGGUGUCCAGCUGAGGAUCUCCAUGAAAGUAACCAGUGCACAACGGGGAUCCUGACAAGCCCAAAGAUGUGGGUUGGUAUCAUGUGUGGUGGGCUGCUCACGACCAUCCUGAUGGCAUUCCGCGUCAAAGGAGCCAUCAUCAUCGGCAUCGCCAUUGUUUCCUUCUUGUCAUGGCCGCGCCACACCCCGCUGACGUACUUCCCCGAUACCCCCGACGGCAACCACCGGUUCGACUUCUUCUCCAAAGUCGUCAACUUCCAUCCGAUCCGCCACACGCUGGCACGGCAGCAGUGGGAUCUCACCGGAAAGGGGGGCUCACAUUUCGCCCUCGCCCUGUUCACCUUCCUGUACGUGGACAUCAUCGACUGCACCGCGACGCUGUGUUCGAUGGCCCGGUUCUGCAGCAGGGCGCGCCGGGACGAGUCCGACUUCCCGCGCUCCACCGUCGCCUUCUGCGUCGACGCCGUGUGCAUCUCGUUCGGGGCAUUGCUCGGGUGCUCGCCCGUCACUGCGUUCAUUGAGAGCAGCGCUGGAAUUGCUGAGGGUGGUCGCACCGGUCUGACCGCUGUUGUCACUGGCCUGUGCUUUCUGGUCUCGCUGUUCUUUGCUCCGCUGUUUGCGUCGAUUCCGCCUUGGGCGACGGGAAGCACGCUCAUACUGGUCGGCUGCAUGAUGAUUCGGCAGGUCACCAAAAUCAACUGGGCCUACAUCGGCGACGCGGUGCCGUCCUUUGUCACGCUGGCCUUCAUUCCCUUCAGCUACAGCUGUGCCUACGGGCUGAUCGCCGGCCUUUUCACCUACACCGUCAUUAACGGAGCCGUCUGGAUCGUCGUCAAACUUUCCGGUGGAAACAUCCUCCCUGCGAAGUACGAUUUGAAGGAAUACUGGUCGUGGCGCCCGCGCGGAGAGUGGCCGUGGAUGGUGAGGGCCUUCUUUAGGCUCGUCUACUGGGUAAAGCACCGGAAGUCGAGGAAUGCCUCCUUCGCCUUGGACUCUUGCGACGAGGCUGGAAGCUUCGAGCAGUACCGAUCCCAUGUUGGGUCGAAGAACGCAACAGACGGGACGGGCUCACCCAGAAUCCCGACCCCGGAGCCUUUCCGCCAGCCGUUUUGA